This is a messenger RNA of Tribolium madens (black flour beetle), 1265 nucleotides long. RefSeq names its product serine/arginine-rich splicing factor 7-like. Gene Ontology annotation, molecular function: zinc ion binding; RNA binding. The coding region runs from base 485 to 1093 and encodes 202 amino acids. The record is from RefSeq and is a predicted model, not a curated record. Gene Ontology annotation, cellular component: nuclear speck. Gene Ontology annotation, biological process: mRNA splicing, via spliceosome. The transcript is spliced from 4 exons. NCBI's taxonomy places the organism in Eukaryota, Metazoa, Arthropoda, Insecta, Coleoptera, Tenebrionidae.
AAAUUGCGAAAAGACUUACGCUAGUUAUAAUAAUGCUAAAGGCUUUUUCCAAUCUCUAAUAACUUCAAUCAAAAAUAAUAAUUGCUGUUAAGUAGAGGUCAAAUUGCUUUAUCGCACGAACAGAGCGGAGAUUAAAUUAUUACAUGCUUGAAAAGUCCCCUUUUAUAUAAGUAAGGUCGCGAGAUAACGGCUGUUUUUUUCGAGUAUCCACAAAAGAUAUCUCUAAUGACUUUCUGAUUUCAAAUUUUGCGCCAUUUUUGCUUAUGUUGGUAGCGCUGUUGAUCAACAAAUUCUCGCGUUUCUAUUGGUGGAUAAUUUCUUCGAGGAAAAAAAUGUUUGCGGCGGCGGCUCCAUGUUGCUCACAUUGAAAAUCUCAAAGAAAUAAUCAAAAACUCCAUAAUAAAAGUGAUAAUUAUCGUCUUGCCUUGAGUAAUUAAAGUGCUAGUGUUACCGUAGUGGUGGAAGUAAAGUUGAGGUUGUGGAAAUGUCACGGUACGGCUCCGAUUGUAAAGUUUACGUUGGUGAUUUGGGAAAUAGCGCUUCUAAGCAAGAAUUAGAGGACGCAUUUAGAUAUUAUGGACCUUUGAGAAACGUCUGGGUUGCAAGGAAUCCGCCAGGGUUUGCUUUUGUCGAAUUUGAGGACGCCAGGGAUGCCGAAGAUGCAAUAAGGGGGCUGGAUGGUCGUACCAUUUGCGGCCGUAGGGCUCGUGUGGAGAUGUCAAACGGAAAGAGUGGAAGCGGGCGUUAUAGAGGCCCCCCGCCUAGAUCUCGUGGAAGGCCUUUUCAUCCUGAUGACCGUUGUUAUGAAUGUGGAGACAGAGGGCACUAUGCAAGAGACUGUAAUAGAUAUAGACGUGGUGGAAGGCACAGGUCACGCAGUCGUUCGAGAAGUCGUUCACGUGAUCGCAGGAGUCGUUCCAGAAGUAAUUCUAGAUCACGCAGCAGAUCACGAAACCGUUCUAGAUCACGUUCUGGGUCUGGAAAAAGAAGCAGAAGCAGGUCGCGAAGUGGCGAUAAGAACUCUAGAUCCAGGUCUAGAUCUCGCAGCCGUUCUGCUCCUAAAGAAAAUGGAAAUGCCACCGAAAAAGAUUAGGUUCAAUGUUGUUUUGUUUUCUUUCUUUGACGUUAAUUAGGUGGUGUGUUGUAAAUUUUUUUAAAUUUGAUUUGAUUGAUUCAUUGCCAUAAUUUUGAAACAGUAAUAAAAUAAAAAUGCACUUGUAUUAAUAAGUGUUUAGUGUAUAAAAAUAUAUAAUCACAUGAAACAA